ACUCAAACACACACAGACACACACACCUGUCAUACAGCUUCAGCACUCAGGACUGUGAAGACGUGAUGAUGAUGAUGGUGAUGGUGAUGACCUCCAUGUGCAGGAUGCUGACUUUACUCUUCAUCCUCUGUGUGCUUCUGCAGGAUGGCUAUGGGCUGCCGUUAUCAGGCCAAGCCGAGGUGGCGGCGCAGGCUCCACAGCCACACCGCGUCAGGACCAAACGCUGCUCCUGUAACAGCUGGGAGGACAAGGAAUGCAUCUACUUCUGCCACCUGGACAUUAUCUGGGUCAACACGCCAUGUAAAGUUCUUCCUUACGGCCUGGGAAGUGCUGCGUCACGCCGCCGCCGAUCAACCAGCCGAUGUGAAUGUGCCAACCCAGCUGACAAAACCUGUUCCAGCUUCUGCCAUAAAAGCUCUGAGAAUCCCAGGAUUGCUGUUGUGGCUCCAUCAGACACUUCCAGCAGCCAGUCAAAUGCAAGCGGCAACAAACUGCUGGCAUCCCUCAGAUCUGUCCUCAAAUCCAACACUGCGGCAGCAGAACAGAUUCUGAUCUCCAGAAGCAACUUGCCAUCAGACCUAAGAGCUGGAAAAGGAGGUAGAACGUUUGACCUCGGGUUUUUUCAGACCGGACGCCGUCAGCAACAACGGCUGCUGCCGUGAACGGAUCGAAGGCUGAAGAGGCUGCUGAUCCAACGUUUGAUUGACAGAACCUCAUCAGAAGGCCGGAAGCUGCAGGACGCCGGAUGCCGGACCGGAGCACAGCAACAGACAGAGAUGUUCAGCCUUUUUGUAAACACCCUUUGAACCUUUACAAAGGUACCACGCUUUGGAGCGCUCCUUCAGAACCUCUUAAACGUGGAAACCAACGUCUGGACUCUUGGACAACAAGAUGGAGAACUCUCAUUAACAUGUCUUCACCAGGUGUAUUUGGACUGAGGACACGUGUUCAUACGUGUUUACUUGGGUUCAUGCGUGUGCACGUGUCUUUUAACAGCACUAAAGCUGUUCUUAAUGUGACUCAAACGUUCCAGGUUCUAGGAGCUGAUCCCUGUUUAUUCAUGUUCCUCUGUAUCAGAGCUGGAAUCUGCCUUCACGCCUAAUCAUUAGGACAAAUUGCUCUCUAAUUAACUGGAACACGGCAGCUCAACGUUAUUGCCUCAGUGAAGUGAAGGUCGUCUCCUUAGGAUUCAUUUAUAUGGCAAACGAGUAGCUUCACGUCUUCUCAGCUGCACCGUGUUUACUGGAAUCUUCAGUGCACGUCUUCCACCGAGUGUUUCCCCUGAAGAUAAGACACAUUUUUCCAGUGACAGGCUGCUUAUCAAUAAUUGCCUUUUCUCCCCUGAUGAAUGUUGACUUAAUUCCUCUGUAAUUACCCACCGAGAUGUUACGACUCUCAGCUGGUUCUCUGCACUGCAGGAGUCAUUUAUCUGCUGCCGGCAGGUUUUAAUGUGCCGUGAAUCUGUUCACCGUGUCCACGAGUCUGACUCUGUAAAUGAGUCAUCUCAGUCAUCUCAGCACUGGAUAUGAUGAGUCUUUGUGUAAUGAUUUGUACGAGUGUGUUAUGGUAAAACACAGUGCAGCAAGCGCACGUGGACCCACUUCAGAUAGAGUUAAAUCAACUCUGUCACAGUGUAGCAGCAUAUCAUGGCAGAGCCAACACUGUCUCACUACCAACUCAUCACGUGUGACCAGUUGGGUAGCCCCUUUGUGCCACCAUGUGACGCACUGGGAAGUGCUCACCAUAACUUUAACCACGACCAUAACCAUAACCCAAACGUAGAUGAAUGUAGCUUAGUUGUAGUUUAGUAGAUAGUUUUUUUUGUGUGUGUGAUUAUCAGAGUGAUGUGACGCUGACAUGAAGAAAAAAACAUUUCCCCGUGUGUCACAUAGUGACACAAAUGGGCACUGACCAAACAUAAACCUGUGAUGAGUUGGGAGUCAGACUGUGUAGGCAGAGUGCACAGUAAAAUCUCCAGUGUUAAAUUAACACUGGUAGACUGGUGUCCCGUCCAGGGGGAGUCUGGGGAUAAGCACUUGCACCGGUGGAACUCAGGGCCUAUUAUAUGCUGCACUUCUUCUGUCAUAUAUCACAAAUGAUCUCUAUUAGAUUUGAUCAACAACACAGUAAAAUCGCCAGUGUUAAACUAACACUGCCAGUGUUAAAUUAACAUUGCCAGUGUACAUAUGGCUCUGCUCUGAUCAGAAUGGUACCAUAUGUUCACUGGCAGUGUUAAUUUAACACUGAUUUUACUGUGAAUAUGCACUCAACGUUUUUACUCUGCAAACUUUUCUGUUUCGGGAGUCGACUGUAAAAAGCUGAAUGAUUGCAAUGAGGCGCAGCAAUUUAUUUAUUCUCUAAAUUAUUCAGAGAUAUAUUUAUACAUGUGUGAAUGAUGUACCUGUGAGAGGAAAUAAAAAUGAAAGACA
Molecule: messenger RNA, 2429 nt
Organism: Thalassophryne amazonica
Lineage: Eukaryota; Metazoa; Chordata; Actinopteri; Batrachoidiformes; Batrachoididae
Gene: edn2
Product: endothelin 2
Exons: 5
Coding region: 66-662 (198 amino acids)
Biological process (GO): regulation of systemic arterial blood pressure by endothelin; vein smooth muscle contraction; regulation of vasoconstriction
Cellular component (GO): extracellular region
Molecular function (GO): hormone activity; endothelin B receptor binding
Source: RefSeq, a predicted model, not a curated record